UUACGGGGGCAGAAAUUGCUUGGGAGAUAGGACUGGUUAUAGGCUCUUGUUGGAAAUUGAAAAGAAAAGAUUCAGAAGCUGAAGUUGGGAUGGAAGGGGACGUCACGAUUGAAGGUAUGUUGAGAAAAUUGUUGUCUAUUUGUUGUCUAGGAUACAUUUGA
Scutellospora calospora is the source of this 161-nucleotide messenger RNA. The record is from the annotation of a GenBank genome assembly. NCBI's taxonomy places the organism in Eukaryota, Fungi, Glomeromycota, Glomeromycetes, Diversisporales, Gigasporaceae.